Molecule: messenger RNA, 1188 nt
Organism: Microthlaspi erraticum
Lineage: Eukaryota; Viridiplantae; Streptophyta; Magnoliopsida; Brassicales; Brassicaceae
Source: the annotation of a GenBank genome assembly
AUGGGUGAACAUUCACCUUCCCAACCGUCGUCACCUACACAAAUUCAACCGCAAUCGCCCAAACCCGAAACCUCUAAUCCAAUUCCACCGGAAACUAACGAUGGUGACUCCGCCGGAGUUUCUGGAUCAAUCGUCUCAUCAACCACAAUUGAAGCACCAGGGGUCACAGAAUUAGGCAAUGUAUCGUCUCCGCCUUCCAAAAUCCCACUCCGUCCUCGAAAAACCCGGAAGAUUUCACCUGACGACGACUCCGCCGUAAACGCUAACAUCGACGGAUUCAAGGCGGAGAAUAGCCCCUCUCAGAUGAUGAUUCCGCUCGCUACAACUGCGAAACCCGCCGCGAAGAGUAAACUACCACUGUCGCGCGCUGUAACCGCGCCAAGAAUCCACGCGAGGUCUCUCACCUGUGAAGGCGAGCUCGAGGCAGCGAUUUGCCAUCUCCGGAGCGUGGAUCCUCUUCUCGGAUCGUUAAUCGAUAUCCACCCGCCACCGACGUACGAGUCUUUCCACACUCCGUUCUCGGCGCUGAUCCGAAGCAUUCUCUAUCAGCAGCUAGCGGCCAAAGCCGGCAAUUCAAUCUACACACGCUUCAUCGCCCUAUGCGGCGGCGAAAACGGCGUCGUCCCUGAGAACGUCCUGCCUUUAACUCCGCAACAGCUCCGUCAAAUCGGCGUCUCGGGCCGGAAAGCGAGCUACCUUCACGAUCUCGCAAGAAAAUAUCAAAACGGAAUCUUGUCGGACUCUGGAAUAGUGAACAUGGACGAGAAGUCUCUGUUCACGAUGCUAACGAUGGUGAACGGGAUUGGCUCGUGGUCGGUUCACAUGUUCAUGAUAAACUCUCUUCAUAGACCCGAUGUGUUGCCGGUUAACGAUCUCGGCGUGAGGAAAGGUGUGCAGAUGCUUUAUAACUUGCCGGAGUUGCCUCGUCCGUCGCAAAUGGAGCAGCUUUGCGAGAAAUGGCGUCCGUAUAGGUCAGUAGGGUCUUGGUACAUGUGGCGGCUCAUUGAAGCUAAAAGUACUCCGUCGAAUGCUGCUGCGUCGGUGACUGCAGGAGCUGCGCUUUCGUUUUCACAUUUGGAAGACAUUCCACAACAACAACAACCGCAACAACAGCAUCAGCAACAACAGUCACAGCUUAUGGACCCUCUUAAUAACGUGUUCACUAUCGGGGCAUGGGGGCAAACGUAG